UGAGAGGAGCUGAGAGGAGGAAGAGCAGCGCAGGAAGAGUUGCUGGGAGUGGAGUUGGUGGUUAUUUACAGUCAGAGAUCAUCAGCGCUUCUCUCAUGAUCCUCAGAUCUGCUCCCUGAACUCUCUCUACAGACUGACCUCAGUUCAGCUACUGCAGCAGCAGCAGCAUGGAGCACAGGAAGACUGUGAUAGUCACAGGUUUUGAGCCUUUCGGAGAGCAUGCUGUAAACGCCAGCUGGGUGGCUGUGCAGGAGCUGGAGAAAUUGGGCUUGGGGCAGAAUGUUGACCUGCAUGUCACUGAGGUUCCUGUGGAGUACCAGGCAGUCCAGAACCUUCUGCCAUCACUGUGGAAACAGUACCACCCACAGUUAGUGGUCCAUGUUGGAGUUUCUGGGAUGGCUACCACAGUAACCCUGGAAAAAUGUGGGCACAACCAUGGUUACAAGCGCCUUGACAACUGCAACUUCUAUCCCGAGACGGAGUGCUGUAUGGAUGGGGGACCGGACUGCAUCCACUCCCUUAUAGACAUGGACGCUGUCUGCAAGAGGGUCAACUCCUCAGACCUGGGAGUCACUGUGUCCGUCUCGAAGGACGCCGGCAGAUACCUGUGCGACUACACCUACUACACAUCUCUGUACCUGGGCAAGGGAAGGUCGGCCUUCGUGCAUGUGCCGCCUCUGGGGAAGCCAUACAGCGCCGUGGACCUGGCGCGGGCCCUCAGGGCUGUGGUGCUGGAAAUGCUGGAACUGAUGGAACACAACACAGAGAAACAGCUGUGCUCGCAUGGCCACUGAGACAACAGGGGAGUGUCCCAAACAGCCCCCUCGCUGACUAUGUAGUGUGUAUGUACACACAGACAGGAAGUUAGCUGUCAGCUGUGUUGGAUGAUGUCAAUAUUGAGCACACUACAUAGGCAGCGCUGGGCUGCUUGGGCAUGCACCUGCAUCCUUACACCUAGCAUUGCUGGGGCCAAAUAGGAACGGACGGCACUUUAGGGGGUAUAGUCAAAAGAUGCUGAGACUGAGUCGUGGUGCUAUGUAUAAAACAAACUAUUUUUGAAUUGGCGUGAAUGAAAACAGAGGAAGUAAAGGCUAUGUAUAUAAUAUUCACACCUCGGCAGCUUUUUAAUAUACCCCGGUCACACUAUGAACAGAAGGCAGUUGAGUUGUUUUGCAUAUAUCAUUGCUGUCACAUCAAAACCCUUGUAUUUCCAUUGUGUUUAUUCUAUUUUAAAAUCAGUAUUUUUCAGUCUAUAAGGUGCACCGGAUUAUAAGGCGCACUAUCAAUGAACGUCUUCUAGUCUUUUUUCUAGUCUUGGCAGCUCUAGCUCUAGCCACAGUUAGCAAGCGCUUAGCCAGUCUCAGUUAGCAGCACUAGCCAGCCCCGUUUAGCAACAAUAGCCAGACAUGGUUAGCACUAGUAAAUGCUGCCCAAUAGUGGUAAACUGAGAAACCCUGAGUGUUCCGGUAACCCAGGGCACACUCAGCUAUCGGUUCAUCCCACAUACCUUGUUUUAACACAGUAAACUACAGUCGAAUAUACUUACCCCUGAACAGCGAAAGAGCUAGUGCUGCAGUUAGCAGUUAAUGCUAAUACUGCUCCAGCCCCAGUGCUGGAGAAACUUUACUGAAACUCCUGUUUAAUGCUGCACUUUAGUUAAUACCUGACUGGUAAAAUUCAUACAUAAGGAGCACCGGAUUAUAAGCACUGAAUAUUUGUGGGAAAAUUAAAGAAUUUUUACUGCGCCUUAUAGUUUUAUAAUAAAUAAAUAAGCUAAAUUCAACAAAUAUGUAGAAAUCGAUCUACAACAAUUAUAUGAUCUUAAUUAGAUAUUUUAAAAACACUUAACAACUAUUGCACAGCUAUGAAACAGAAUUCAACAAUGCAAUUAAUUGACUUAUAGCUAGUAGUAGUAAUUAUAUGGUCCGCAUCCGAGUGAAUCACUGUAUUCACACUUGCCCAAUUGAACCAUAGUCCCAUUUAGGAAGACAAAAAGUGUGAGUGUAAAAAAAAAAAAAAAAAAGAAAAGGCCCUUAAAAUUAAGUGUGCCACCUGUAUGUUACAUUAGCACACUACAGCACUUUGAAUUAAACAUGAGCCUGGACUAUCCUCCCAGUUAGAUCAUUAUAUUCAGGGGUCAGGCUUUUAAUGUAAAUUUAUCAUUUUGGAGAUACAAGAUUUGAUGUGACGGUGACAAUAAAAGUAUUACACAUUUUAUUUUCAGUUAAAAUGAGAAGCUGGAGUGUUCAGCUUUAGCACAGACACUCAUGUUAAUACUGAAAGUGAAAGCACGUGUUGUAUUUGGUGGGAAUGAGUAACAAGUGGGUUGUGCACUAAAAGAGUGGGCUAAACAAGUGGGGGUAAGGAUAGAAAUGUCAGCCUGUACAGUGCCUAUGGCAAUGAAAUAUUAGCUAGCUCUUAAAAGUUAUUAGAUGUUCUAGGGAUGCACCGAAGUAAAAUGUUUGUGCCUAAACCGAAAAAAAAAGACAUUUUUAAGUUUGCUGCUUUUUACAAGUAAAAAUAUUAAGUAGACUUGCUUUUCAAAGACACACUAAAGAUUUUAAAUAUCCCAGCAGACAAACCAACCAAGAACUACACUUUACCUCAGUAGUGCUAUUCUGGCCAUACAUUUAUUUCAGCAGUGCUGUUCUAGCAAGUCAUAAACUUAAAUUAACAUAAAUUUCUAACUAAGUAAUUAUCUUAAUAUAUAAUUAUAUAAUAUAUAAUUAUAUUUUUAUAUAUUAUCCCUGUAGUUUGCUCACUCUCUACACAUCAGCUUUGCUUUAAAAAAUCCUAACAUUAGAGUAAACACUGCCGUUUUACUUCAGUGUACCUUCAGUAAAUUAUUCUGUUUUUAUUUUUUUGUCUGAACACCUAAAGUGCUUUUUAUUUGCCAUUUUUGGCUGAAUUCUUUCGGUUGCCAAAUAUUCUGUGCAUCCCUAGUAGUAUCUUUUUUUUAUUAUUAUUAAUGAUGUAUUUGUAAUACAUGAUCAUGGUCAAAGCACACUGCUUUGAAAAUCCUGUUGCCUUCUGCUUUUAUCAAGGGUCUUCUGCCAACGUUGUACACAGCUAACUCUUCAGGGCUACUACAGCUAACUGUCAGCCAGCUUUCCUGUGAUAAAUGAAACUGUGAAAUCAGGGUUGACCUUUAUAACCUGUUGUUUGUCAUCUCUCAGUGACCUUUUUCCACACAAUGAUGUCAGAGUUCACAUUCUCAAGCAUAUAUAUCACUGCUGUCUUAAUAAAUAAGCAUCUCCAAAUUAAUGUAUAUAAUGCUCUUAAUAUUUAAAUAGGAAAAAAUAUAAAUUCAGAAUUUCUGCAUAAUUCAGUUCAAUGAUUAAGAUAUACACAGUCAUUCGGAGUGAUAUGAUGUUAAAGAGAGACUUAUUAUGACUUUGCAAUAGUAAGUACAGUGUGAUUUGAAUUCCAGUGGUUUUGAUUUAACACAGCAUUUAUCAAAAUCAAAACGCAAAUCACACAAAUGUGUAUGUUGUAUAAAAUUGGAUAAUUCCAUUCAAAACUGAAAUAUAAUAUAAUAUGCUGAAAAUAAUAUAUAAUAUAAUAUAUUUGUUGGUUAGUAGAUAUGGUGCAAUCACGUUUAACACCUAUAAAAUUCAACACAUUCUUCAAUAACAUAUCAGGGUUAUGCAGUGUUUGUGUUGCUGAAUAAUAAGCUAAUUAAAAUAUUAAUGUAUUAAGGUAUUAGCAUGUUUGUGUUUAUUAACUCACACAACCACUGUGAAGAGUUCUGACCUGGGAAUCAAGCAUUUGACACUCUGAAUGUCUUUUGGUAUAUAUCUUAAUUAUUUAAUUAUGCAGAAUAUAUUACCCUUAACUUUAAUGUGAGCAAUUCCUAUCUCUAUUUCUAUUUCAGUUUAUUGAACCGUUUUAUAUGACCGCAAUGAUAUUAGUAAACUUAUGGGCCUGAAUUGUGCCUAUAUAAGUUAUAGAAAUAUUAUAGCUUUAGGAAAGUUUUAGUUUCAGGAAAUCCUGGAAGUGGAAGAAUUUACUUUUAUUUACUUAAUUUUCAGUCUAUUUUUUUUUAAAGGAGCAUUUUUGUUUAUUUGUUUGUCUGUUUAUUAAAGAAACACUGGACCAAUCUGGAACUGUGAAGCUGGUUGCUCCAGUUUAUGAUGUCUACCUACCAACAGUCUUUCUCAUCAUGUCACGUUUAACCUGUGGAGUGGUUUGUUAUUUUCAGCUGUGAGAAAAAAAAAAUGCUUGUGAACGCUUUAUUGGAAUUAAAUGGAUUUUCUGCAGGAAAAAAUGUGAUUUGAUCUACGUCAUGAUAAAUAAAGACACUGUUAUUUAACAAAUGA
Astyanax mexicanus (Mexican tetra) is the source of this 4319-nucleotide messenger RNA. It is a transcript of the gene pgpep1, whose product is annotated as pyroglutamyl-peptidase I. Gene Ontology annotation, cellular component: cytosol. NCBI's taxonomy places the organism in Eukaryota, Metazoa, Chordata, Actinopteri, Characiformes, Acestrorhamphidae. The record is from RefSeq and is a predicted model, not a curated record. The transcript is spliced from 5 exons. The coding region runs from base 168 to 794 and encodes 208 amino acids. Gene Ontology annotation, biological process: proteolysis. Gene Ontology annotation, molecular function: pyroglutamyl-peptidase activity.